GCAUGCGCGGUUUGCCUCGCAGUGGGAGGAGAAUGAGGUGUCACUAGGUAGGCCGAAAAACAUGGCGUCUCGGGGACGCUCUGAGAAGCAACUCUUCGGGGCGUAAGAAGGCCCGGCCUCGUGCGUCGACCUCGGAUCGUCAUCAUGGCCCGGCAUAGGAACGUGCGUGGCUAUAACUACGACGAAGAUUUUGAAGAAGAUGAUCUCUAUGGACAGUCUGUAGAGGAUGAUUAUUGCAUUUCACCCUCAACAGCUGCUCAGUUUAUAUAUUCGAGACGGGAUAAUCCAGGAGGAUAUGCUGAGACGUUAGAAGAAGAAGAAUAUGGCUAUGAAGAUACAGAACAUAGCAAUUGUAUUUCUAAUCGCCCAUUAACUGGAGUUGAAAAAGCUCAGCUUGAGUCAUGCCUUGACCAUAUGAGAGAAGUGCUUGGAGAGUCUGUGGCAGAGAAGGUGAUGGUGGAUGCAGUGCUACAGAGUAAAUUUGAUGUACAGCAAGCUUUGGAUUUUGUGCUUUCACAAGACAAACAGAAUAUGAAGACAAAAAAUGAGGAUACUGUGCUUACAGGAAAAGCAACAAAAGGAAAAGCCCGAGAAUCCCAGGCAACAAGGAUUGAAUCAGACAUUGUGCCAAAAGUAACCAAAAUGACUGUAUCGGGAAGAAAACAAACUACUGGUUUUGAAGUUCCAGGCAUGACUGUUGAAGAGAAUGGUCAUAACAUUUUUCCGCCCCAAAAGGGAUUCUCAUCUGGAGAUGCCAAUGCCAAUUUGGGAGCAGCUGAGAUUCUAUCUAAACCAGUUCUUCCACCCCAGACCAUUCAGCCAUUAGAAGAACCAAUAGUGGCACCAACUCAAAAAAGAUCUGGGAAAGCAAAACAGCAGAUAGAUGUGAAAGCUGAGUUGGAGAAGAGACAAGGUGGAAAGCAUUUGCUUAACCUUGUAAUAAUAGGACAUGUUGAUGCAGGGAAAAGUACUCUGAUGGGCCAUUUAUUAUAUCUCCUGGGAAAUGUGAACAAAAGAACUAUGCACAAAUAUGAGCAGGAAUCCAAGAAAGCUGGAAAAGCAUCAUUUGCUUAUGCAUGGGUCUUAGAUGAAACAGGGGAAGAGAGAGAGAGAGGAGUUACAAUGGAUGUAGGUAUGACCAAAUUUGAGACAAAAACAAAAGUUAUUACAUUAAUGGACGCUCCUGGCCAUAAAGACUUCAUUCCAAAUAUGAUCACAGGAGCUGCACAGGCUGAUGUGGCAAUAUUAGUGGUAGAUGCCAGCAGAGGGGAGUUUGAAGCAGGAUUUGAGACUGGUGGACAAACACGAGAACAUGGCCUGUUGGUUCGAUCUCUUGGAGUAACACAAUUGGCAGUUGCGGUUAAUAAAAUGGACCAGGUCAAUUGGCAACAGGAAAGAUUUCAGGAAAUCGUCAAUAAACUUGGGCAGUUCCUUAAGCAAGCUGGCUUUAAGGAAUCAGAUGUAGCCUAUAUCCCUACAAGUGGCCUUGGGGGAGAAAAUCUUGUCACAAGAAGUCAGUCGAGUGAGCUGACCAAAUGGUAUGAAGGGAAAUGCUUGCUAGAACAAAUUGAUUCUUUCAAGUCGCCUCAAAGAUCAGUGGAUAAACCAUUCAGAUUAUGUGUAUCAGAUGUUUUUAAAGAUCAGGGCUCAGGAUUUUGUGUGACUGGUAAAAUUGAUGCAGGCUACAUCCAAGUUGGAGAUCGACUUCUGGCAAUGCCUCCUAAUGAAACUUGCACUGUGAAAGGAAUUGCUCUACAUGAUGAACCAGUGGAUUGGGCUGCAGCAGGAGAUCACGUUAGUCUCACUUUGACUGGCAUGGAUAUCAUCAAAAUCAAUGUUGGCUGUAUAUUUUGUUGUCCUAAGGAACCUAUUAAAGCUUGCACACGAUUCAGAGCCCGAGUCCUCAUCUUUAAUAUUGAAAUCCCUAUCACCAAAGGAUUCCCUGUACUUCUUCAUUUUCAAACUGUAAGUGAGCCUGCUACUAUCCGAAAGUUAUUGAGUGUUCUACACAAGAGUACAGGUGAAGUCACAAAAAAGAAGCCUAAGUGUCUAACUAAAGGACAGAAUGCUUUAAUAGAACUGCAAACGCAAAGACCUGUUGCUCUGGAACUUUAUAAAGACUUUAAGGAACUUGGAAGGUUCAUGUUGCGUUAUGGUGGAUCCACUAUAGCAGCAGGAGUUGUUGCCGAGAUUAAAGAAUGAUAACUGUGCCAGGACUUCUACAAUCCAGCCAAAUGGGAAUUUUUUUUUUUUUUGUUCAAAUGCUUAUUUGAUGAAUACAUAUCAGCUGAAGGAACAGACAGUUACAUUUUUAAGAAGAAAAAAACACAAGAUGGGGUGUUCUGAAAACACUUUGAAGCCCUUGUUGCUGCGGAACUGUAUGCCAAUGCAGAAAUACUCAUUGCACUUUCUCAUUGCACAAGAUCCACUAUACCCCCUUCUAAAACUUCACCCCAUCAGUAGCUCUAGCAGACUUCUUCCGAAAAGUUAAUAAGAAUGAUGUAUUAAAACAUGAUGAAUCAUCAUGGGGAAAAAGUGUGUUACUUCCAGCCUUAAACCUUGUUUACAAUUUUUCUGAGAGUUGCUUCUUUGCUAUACAUUAUUAAUUACAUAAAAUACUUCAAUUGGGUUAAAAUUGUUCUCAGUUUUAUACAAAUACAUUUUGAAAGAUCCCUGUUUCCUUCUCGUUCAGAAAACAUUAUGCAAAGCUGCAUCUGGAAACUUAAUUUCUUCCCUUCCCAAUUUUAUUUAAAAACUUGUUUGUGUAGACAGAAUUUGUCAAAUAACAGCUAAUUUUAUUUUUUAAAUUGUAGAAGUAUAAUAAAAUAGUGAUCUGAGCAUAACA
Sceloporus undulatus (fence lizard) is the source of this 2845-nucleotide messenger RNA. It is a transcript of the gene HBS1L, whose product is annotated as HBS1 like translational GTPase. The record is from RefSeq and is a predicted model, not a curated record. The coding region runs from base 145 to 2202 and encodes 685 amino acids. Lineage: Eukaryota; Metazoa; Chordata; Lepidosauria; Squamata; Phrynosomatidae. Gene Ontology annotation, molecular function: GTP binding; GTPase activity. The transcript is spliced from 18 exons. Gene Ontology annotation, biological process: translation.